Molecule: messenger RNA, 1037 nt
Organism: Chiloscyllium plagiosum (whitespotted bambooshark)
Lineage: Eukaryota; Metazoa; Chordata; Chondrichthyes; Orectolobiformes; Hemiscylliidae
Source: RefSeq, a predicted model, not a curated record
AUGGAGAGACGCCUCUGGACUGCUAUGAGAAUUAAUAAAGAUUUCCUGAAGACGACCAUUGAUGAGUAUUUGGGUGACACACAGGACAAAAGCAGAAUCCGAGAUUUAUACCUUGAGCUGUUGGGCGAUGUAAUUAUGUUGAUGCCCACUAUCGAAUUUGCCAGAUUUCACCGAGAUGCUGGGAACACAGUCUUCCUGUACGAGUUUCAGCACAGACCCAGUGUAUACGGAAACAUCCGGCCUGACUUUGUCAAGUCCGACCAUGGAGAUGAUAUUGGAUUUGUGUUUGGUGCUCCAUUUUGGAACAACGAUGUUAAAGUAUUAGUAAAUGUCACCGAAGAGGAGUUGGCUCUGAGCAGAACAGUGAUGUCCUACUGGGCUAACUUUGCAAAGAGAGGCAAUCCCAACGGGGAAGGGCUGGUACUGUGGCCACUGUAUGAUCAUGAUGAAGGAUACAUGCAGCUGGACCUGAAGCAACAGGCCGGGAGCAAGCUGAAGGAACACCGCGUCCAAUUCCACCUCGAGCUACAGAAACAAGAAAGAAAGAAGAGUGAGCAGAAUGUCAAAGCUGCUGGCCACCAGCGAUCAGAGCUCUAACAAUCCCAUAAUCAGCUGUUACCAUAAGCCAUAGGAGCAGCAAUAGGCCAUUCAGCCCAUCGGGUCUGCUCCAUCAGUCAGUGAGAUCACGGCUGAUCUAAUAAUCAUCAACUCUCUUUCCUGCCCUUUCCCCAUAACCCUUAUCCCUUCCUGAUUAAUAAUCUGUCCAACUCAGACUUAUUAAUGAGCAAGUGUCAACAGCCCCCUGUGGGAAAGAAUUCCAUAGAUUCACUCCCCUCUGAGAGAAGAAAUUCCUCCUGAUCCCUCUGUUAAAUGUGUGACGCCUUGUUCUGGGAUUUUACUUUCUCAUCCUAGACUCUCCCACAAGGAAAAGGCCCCUCUCUGUAUCUAACCUGUCCAUUCUCCUAAGAAUCCUGUCUGUUUCAAUUGGGUCAUCUCUUAUUAUUCUAAUUUCCAAUGAUUGCAGGCCCAACCUGCUC